Messenger RNA from Mercurialis annua (annual mercury), 565 nucleotides. RefSeq names its product flowering-promoting factor 1-like. The transcript has a single exon. The record is from RefSeq and is a predicted model, not a curated record. NCBI's taxonomy places the organism in Eukaryota, Viridiplantae, Streptophyta, Magnoliopsida, Malpighiales, Euphorbiaceae. Gene Ontology annotation, biological process: regulation of flower development. The coding region runs from base 57 to 395 and encodes 112 amino acids.
CCUAAACUACACCAAUACUAAAACAGUAGUCGUUUACUAUAACACAUUAUUUAAAAAUGUCAGGAGUUUGGGUAUUCAAAAACAAUGGAGUCUUUAUGCUGGAAAAUCCCGGAGCUGAAGAGGGAAGACAAGGAAGUGUUUCGUCGAGAAGAAAUAAGGUUUUGGUGCACUUGCCGAGCGGUAAAGCUAUAACAUCAUACUCUUGUCUGGAGCAAAUCCUGAGAGGUUUAGGAUGGGAGAGGUAUUACGGAGGAGACUCUGAUCUUUUCCAAUUUCACAAGCGCUCUUCGAUUGACCUAAUCUCUCUUCCAUGGGAUUUCUCAAAGUUCAGUUCUGUUCACAUGUACGACAUUGUCAUCAAGAACCCCCAUGUCUUCCAUGUCCGUGAUAUGUAACAAAUAAACCUACCUCGCCUGCCUAGCUACCCGAUGUUUGUAUAAUAAAAGUUGGAAUUUGGAUUGCUCUUCAUUUCCAUUUCUUUUCUUUUACAAAAAUUUCUUCUGUAAUAGUGUGAAGUAAAAUAUAGUAUUGUGUUUAAUAUAAGCAUCGAUCAAUGAUGAAAAAA